AUGGAUGAUCGGCUUGAGGAGAUGAUUCGUGAUGUUGGUCCAGAAUCAUUCAAGAGAGCACAUAUGUAUGAAACUUUAUGCAGAGAUUCAGAGAAGACGUUAUAUCCAAAUUGCACAAAAUUCACAAGAUUGUCAGCGGUAUUGAGAUUGUUUAAUUUGAAGGCGAGACAUGGGUGGAGUGAUAAAAGUUUCACAGAAUUGUUAGAGUUGCUGAAAGAAAUGCUUCCAGAAGGUAACACAUUGCCUAGUCGUAACUACGAGGCAAAAAAAGUGUUGUGUCCCAUGGGUUUAGAGUAUAAGAAGAUACAUGCAUGCCCAAAUGAUUGUAUGCUAUAUCAUGGUGAGUUUGAAGGCUUGCAUGAAUGUCCAAGGUGUGGGUUGUCACGAUAUAAAAAGAAGCAAGGUGAUUUUGAUUAUGAGAUUAGCAGUAAGGGUCCUCCGGCAAAGGUGUUAUGGUAUUUGCCAAUUGUUCCAAGAUUGAAGCGUUUGUUUGCUAAUGCAGAUGAUGCAAAGUUGAUGAGAUGGCACGAAGAUGAAAGGAAAUGUGAUGGACAACUUAGGCAUCCAGCAGAUUGUUUGCAAUGGAAAAAAAUUAAUUCUAUGUUUCCAAAUUUUGGUAAGGAGCCAAGAAAUGUUAGGCUUGGACUAGCUACAGAUGGAAUGAAUCCGUUUGGUAAUUUAAGCACAAAGCAUAGUUCAUGGCCUGUUUUGUUGAUAAUUUACAACUUACCUCCAUGGUUAUGCAUGAAACGCAAAUAUGUGAUGUUAUCUAUGAUGAUUUCUGGUCCAAGGCAACCAGGAAAUGACAUUGAUGUUUAUUUAAGUCCGUUGGUCGAAGACUUAAAGAUGUUGUGGGACGAGGGAAUUGAUGUGUUUGAUGGGUAUUCAAGUGAAUCAUUCAAGUUGCAUGCCAUGUUGUUCUGCACAAUUAAUGACUUCCCAGCAUAUGGAAACUUGUGCGGGUAUAGUGUUAAGGGGCAUAAAGCUUGCCCUAUUUGUGAAGAGGGAACUUGUUAUCAUCAAUUGCAUAAUUGGAAGAAGACAGUUUACCUUGGCCAUCGAAGGUUUCUUAAACCUAACCAUCCAUAUCGAAGGUUAAAGAAAGCUUUUAAUGGAUAUCAAGAAUAUGACAUUGCUCCUACUGCAUUAACUGGUGACGAAGUUUAUGAACGAGUGAAAAAUUUAAAUGUGGUACUUGUUUUUUGCUACCAAGUUCCUAAGAAUUUCAAAUGGGAACUACUAGAUCCCAAGGAGCUGGAGUUGUAG
Cajanus cajan (pigeon pea) is the source of this 1266-nucleotide messenger RNA. The record is from RefSeq and is a predicted model, not a curated record. Lineage: Eukaryota; Viridiplantae; Streptophyta; Magnoliopsida; Fabales; Fabaceae.